AUGAAUUUUGACGAUUUUGAUCUUUUACAACAUCUCCGUGAGGCCUUGAGGAACGUCCAAGAUGGAGAGCUUUGUAGGCAGCCAAGAAGUGGUGAACCACCACGGGUUGUGGAUAAAUUCAAAAUGACCGAACUCCCCGAGUUUUUUGGUGGGACAGAUCCUGAGCGAGUAGUAACCUUGAGGGAAGCCAUUAAGUACCGUGAGGAGUUGUUUGAGGAGAAAAGGUUGGGUGACAUAUUUGUGUUUGAUGAGGGCAACGAGGAUGAGGAGGUGGAAGGAUAUGAGGCUCUAUUGUUUGCCUUUGAACAUCAAAUUGAUCUUGUUCCAGGAUCCUCACUGCCCAAUAAGGCUGCCUAUCGCUGUAAUCCGGAGGAAACCAAGGAAUUAAAGAAGCAAAUUAAUGAACUUAAGAGUCAGGGUUAUGUUCGAGAAAGCUUGAGUCCAUGUGAUGUACCGUUUUUUCUUGUACCUAAGGAGGAUGGAACGUGGAGGAUGUGUGUUGAUAGUAGGGCAGUGAAUAACAUUACCAUUUAG
Messenger RNA from Spinacia oleracea (spinach), 534 nucleotides. RefSeq lists its product as uncharacterized. The record is from RefSeq and is a predicted model, not a curated record. NCBI's taxonomy places the organism in Eukaryota, Viridiplantae, Streptophyta, Magnoliopsida, Caryophyllales, Amaranthaceae. The coding region runs from base 1 to 534 and encodes 177 amino acids. The transcript is spliced from 3 exons.